Molecule: messenger RNA, 2808 nt
Organism: Hermetia illucens (black soldier fly)
Lineage: Eukaryota; Metazoa; Arthropoda; Insecta; Diptera; Stratiomyidae
Product: synaptophysin-like protein 2
Exons: 5
Coding region: 279-968 (229 amino acids)
Cellular component (GO): synaptic vesicle; synaptic vesicle membrane
Source: RefSeq, a predicted model, not a curated record
UAAUUGAAUGGAUUUCGUCGUGCUAAUCGACGAGAAUAGUAGCUCGGGUAUAGGAUCGGUAUCGGGUUCGGUGCUUGUAAAUAAAAAAUCUUGUAAACAGGUGCGGAUUCAUAGAAUUUAUCGAGAACUUCGCGUUACGCGUGCAGUGCAUAUCAGUUUUGAAAUUGAGUUGUGGGAUUUCGUGACAUUUCAUUGAAGUCUGUAAAAGAAGUGAAACCGGCACGCGAAUUCUCCUGAAAUCGUUUUUUUCGUAUCCUGUUGAACGUUAACGAUAAAAAAUGAAUUAUUCGCUGUCAGCGUUUUCGGAACCACGUGGCGUUAUGCGCAUUCUGCAAUUUAUUUUUGCGAUAUGUGCGUUUGCGACGACAACAAAUUUCAUUGCAACAGUGAAAGUAUCUUGCCCGCCAUCACCAGCAGUUGAAUACUCAUUUGAAUAUCCGUUUAGUAUUGAACAGGGUAUCUGCUCCGUAAAUACAUCAACGAAAUUACAAAAUUCAUCAAAAACAUAUCCAAUAUCAGCAAAUCUAUCAUCAGAUUCGCAAUUUUUUGUUGCGACCGGCGUAUUAUCGUUAAUGUAUUGUGUAUUCAUAAUUGCGGUUUAUGCAAUCUUAGAUGAGCUGUAUCGAAGUAAAAAUGAAAUACCAUUAGCGGAUUUCAUGUUAACAACAAUUCUUGCGAUUUUUUGGCUAUCAGGCAGUGCAGCCUGGUCAAAUGGUGCUACAGCUUUAAAAGGGGUAACAGAUCCUGAUGUUUUACGUGCAAAUUGUAAAAAUUGUGAUUUUGUUGUUGGGAGUUUUUCACGCCUAAAUAUAUCUUUGAUAUUCGGAUUUUUGAAUUUCUUCCUUUGGGCGUCGGACUUGUGGUUCCUUUACAAAGAAACAAUCUGGUUUCAAGGACGUGCAGCAGCACAACAGCAACAGGCAGCGAGUGGAGCAGGAGUUUCAAGUGGUGGAGUACCCGGUGUUUAAGAGAAGGUUAAGAAAUACUAACCAGAAUUUGGAAAAAUAAAAAAAAAACCAAACACGAUAUCAGUCAUUGUUUCAUCUUUUUAUUUCACUAGCAACAAAUAUCAUCAUAGAAUGAUGAUUGCUUCUGCUCUAAUAUUGCUGAUUUCUGUUUCGUUUUAUGAAAUUUUAUUUAGUUCUUUAGAUGAAAAUAAAUGGAAGUUUUUUGUUAAUUAAUGAAGUCAAGAAUAUCUAAUAUUUUUAUUUAGUUUUUAUUUAUUUCUUCAGUUUUGUUUUGUAUUUGAAAAGUGUCUGGUUCAUCUUGGCUAACCCCGGCCCAGGUGAAAAGAAAGAGCAAUUGCAGAGUGCCAAAUGGAGCCAUAUGAUAAUAAAAAAUAUAUUUUAGUUCUAGUGUGUACUAAGUGUACAUAGAAUUUUUGUUAUUCUCCGUUUUAUAACUUUAGUUUUUGUGAAUGCUUUUUUUUUCGGGAUAAGCCUCGCUACAAUAGUUGUUGUUUAAAGCAUUUAAUUUUUUUUCUUUUUUUGUUAAUUACAAUUCAUUUUUGUUUAUUAUAAUCUAUUUCCUUUCAAUUAUAGUCCAUUCGGUAUGGUUUAUUUUUUUUUUUUAUUUUUUUAAUUUAAUUUAGUACUCUUUUUCAUAAAUUAAUCGAACGCACAAUAUUGGUUUGGUUCACUUUGAUGUGGUUUUCUCAACUUUUUGUCACCCCGCAAAGUAUGAAGAUGUCAUUGUAAACAUUCCAUCCCUUUUACAAAAAUAUGUGUCAGAUAAGCUUCAUCCAAUGCAUCAAUAUGUGUGAUUUAGUUGAGUGAAAAUUGAAACAAUGUUACAUCCUAUCAGAUACACUUUAUGCCUUUUUCGAUUAGUGUAUCUGUGCUUUGUUCAUACCGACAUUGUGAAGAUCAUUCAACUAUCUUUAGUAGCUGCUAUUGUAAUUAUCUCAAUAAAUUGAUAAUAUUUUACUAAAUAUUGGAUUUGCAUCUAAAUAAUCCUCUAAUUGCUAGCAAUUGAGCAUUUGGUAUGAGCAAUUGGCACGGCCGGAUAUGGAGUUUUACCACUGGAAACUGUCCAAAAUAUUGAAGAAGGCUUCUCAUAUUUCCCCAAAUAUGAUACAAUAUCAAUAUAAUAGUAAUAGUAUAAUAGUUGUCAUUCUCGUCAACUAUAUAUAACUUCGUCAAAAUAUCCUAUUCACUUUAUAGAGCUUGAUUUUCUAAUGAAACCAUGUAUAUGAGAUAUUGAAGUAAUAUACAUUUUUAUAUCGAUCCCCGGUUGCAAAAGUACUUUAUUUUUAAAUCCAAAAAUAUCUAAACGUACUUAUCGGCUGUGUCAUUCACAACAUUGAAAGUAAUCAACAAUCUUUCACAAUGUACAUUUAAUCAAUCAAUGAUUUCAAUAUAUUGUCCAUCCUGCAGAUCCAUGCUUCUUGCAAGAAAGGAAAAAUGUUUAGGGAUUCUAGAUAUUAGAUAACAAUUGAAAAUAUAUAUAUAAAAAACCAAAACGUGUUAUAAAAUUUAAGAAACUAAUCACAAAAAAUCUACACACGAACUUCAAAAGAAUGGUGAAAAAUAUAAUAAGAAAAAUAGAUUCAGAAAGUUAAAAAAUGAAAUGAGUCUAAUUCUAGUGACAAAUUAAGCAAUAAUAUAUAAUGUUCUGGAUAUUUUGUAGAAAAUGUAACAAUUGAAGUUUACCUAGAAAGAAGCAAAAAUAGAUGGGAAAACUGAAAAAUGAUAAAUGAAAGAAAGAAGAAACAUAGACAAGAUUUUACGGUAUUUAAAGUUAGACUAGAGAAUAUGUAGAUGAAAAUGGAAACUAAUGAGAAACAGUAAAUUAAUUAUUCUAUACAAA